This is a messenger RNA of Salvelinus sp. IW2-2015, 2471 nucleotides long. Its product is annotated as potassium/sodium hyperpolarization-activated cyclic nucleotide-gated channel 3. NCBI's taxonomy places the organism in Eukaryota, Metazoa, Chordata, Actinopteri, Salmoniformes, Salmonidae. Gene Ontology annotation, biological process: potassium ion transmembrane transport; regulation of membrane depolarization; sodium ion transmembrane transport. The record is from RefSeq and is a predicted model, not a curated record. Gene Ontology annotation, molecular function: voltage-gated potassium channel activity. Gene Ontology annotation, cellular component: axon; membrane; dendrite.
GGCUAUCCGUCAGCGCUACCUAAAGAGCUGGUUUGCGGUGGACUUUGUGUCGUCCAUCCCUGUGGACUACAUCUUCCUGAUGGUGGACUUGGAGGCCCGGCUGGACUCAGAGGUUUACAGGACGGCCAGGGCCCUCCGCAUCGUACGCUUCACCAAGAUCCUCAGCCUGCUACGCCUGCUGCGCCUGUCACGACUCAUACGCUACAUCCACCAGUGGGAGGAGAUCUUCCAUAUGACCUAUGACCUGGCCAGUGCCAUGGUGAGGAUAGUCAACCUGAUAGGCAUGAUGCUGCUGCUGUGCCACUGGGACGGAUGUCUACAGUUCCUGGUUCCCAUGCUGCAGGACUUCCCCCUGGACUGCUGGGUCUCCAAGAAUAACAUGGUGAAUGAUACGUGGGGGAUCCAGUACUCCUAUGCCCUGUUCAAGGCGAUGAGCCACAUGUUGUGUAUUGGCUACGGUGCCCAGGCUCCAGAGGGCAUGACAGACGUGUGGCUCACCAUGCUCAGUAUGAUCAUUGGUGCCACCUGCUAUGCCAUGUUCAUCGGCCAUGCCACCGCUCUCAUACAGUCCCUGGACUCCUCACGACGACAGUACCAGGAGAAAUAUAAGCAGGUGGAGCAGUACAUGUCGUUCCAUAAGCUCCCUGCAGAUGUCCGUCAGAGGAUUCAUGAGUACUACGAGCAUCGCUUCCAGGGCAAGAUGUUUGACGAGGAGAACAUACUGGGUGAACUCAGCGAACCACUAAAGGAGGCGAUAGUUAGCUUUAACUGCCGUAGCCUAGUGGCUCACAUGCCGCUGUUUGCUAACGCGGACCCUAACUUUGUGACGGCAGUGCUGACCAAGCUUCGCUUCGAGGUGUUCCAGCCCAAUGACUUCAUCAUCCGUGAGGGCACAGUGGGACGCAAGAUGUACUUCAUUCAACACGGACGAGUCGGCAUACUCACCCGCGGAAACAGGGACACCAAACUCAGUGACGGGUCCUACUUUGGGGAGAUCUGUCUGUUGACUCGGGGCCGGAGGACGGCGAGCGUCAGAGCGGAUACGUACUGUCGUCUCUACUCCCUCAGUGUGGACAGCUUCAACGAGGUCCUGGAGGAACACCCCAUGAUGAGGCGGGCCUUCGAGACGGUGGCCGUCGACCGGUUGGACCGCAUCGGUAGGAAGAACUCUAUCCUGAUGAGAAAGCCGUCCCAGGCGAGUUCCAUGGCGGGGGGCAGCGGUUUGGGGCGUGGGGGUCAAGGAGGAGGGGGGGCGGGGCUAGCCAUGGGGGGGCUGGGCUCCUGUGACAGCAUGCUGGUUCAGCAGAUCGUUAAACACGACAGCAUGCCAGCCAUGCAGGAGGCCAUCGCUGCUGCCGCUGCAGGAAGGGGAGGUGCCACGGGAGGAAGUGGUACGGUCUCYCCUAGGCCCCACCCACUGAUCUGGGCUCCACUGAUCCACGCUCCGCUCCAGAUGGCGGCCGCUACGACUAACGUGGCCAUCGCCCUCAUGCASCAGCAGCAACAGCAGCUUCAACAUCAGCUACAGCAGCAACAUGCGCUAGGGGGCGCUAUAUUCCUCCCCUCCAUCUCUCCAUCGCCCUCCGUCUCCWUCYCCCUCUCCCCCCCGCGGCCCCCUGUCCUGCAGCCCCUGCGCCCCUCUGUGAGUUCCCUCAUUGGGAUGAUGGGGGUAGGAGGGAUGGGGGGGUUGUCCCCUAGAGGGGGGUUUCCUGCCUUCCCAUCCCCCUCACCCUUCCCCAUGGCCCCCCCGGGAGGUGUGAUAUCACCCCCUGUUGCUCAAACCCCACCCACACCRGCCUCCUCUGUCUCCACGUCGGUCCAAUUAGGAAAGACCCUGCACUACAGUSUCCGCCUCCACCCGGAACACUCUUCAGUGAUGGGUGGAACCCCAGGAAUCCCCAAGGUAGGAGGGGCCACCACACCCCAUCKGUUCUACCAYGUGAAUCCAACUGCAGCCACCAGUGUCAUGUCAGACACUUGCAGUUCCAUGGCUGGCCAGCAUGGGGCCAAGGAGGCGCUAUUGCGUCAYGGAGGCAGCAGCAACCAGGGCCUGCCUGCACUCGGGAGGCUCACCCAGGAGGCCAGGCUCCUCUCCRCCUCGCAGCCCACCCUGCCUCAUCGAUCCUGGGCAAGCAUGCAGCCUCACCCCCCUCUCCAGCGGAAGGCCUCUGGAGGUAACCUGCUGCCAGCCUCGUUCCUGGCUGGGACGCAGCUAGCCAGGGGUGGCAGUGUGGGGGUGUUGACUACUCCCCUACCAGUACAAGUCCCAGCACAACGGUUACAGAUGCCCCCCUUCAAUGCACAGAUACAAGCACAGAACCUGGGCUCUAUACAGCCCCUCCCUGAUCCUGYCUCUACACACUGCCCUGCACACAYACACACAGCCACACACACACAUCCCGUCGCUGUACCUGCAGCCACACCCACAUCAGCUUCUCCCCUGGCCUCCUACACUUCCUCCCGCAAACAAA